AGUGUUGUGGUGGUAGCCGAAAUGGGAACACUGGGGUUUUUUGUGUUUUUUCUAGUUUUAGUUAAUUUUAGCGCAAACGCAGUUUUGGAGUUUGAUAAAUAUGUGAAUAUACUGCAAAAUACAGAGGGGGUGUCUCAAAAAUGUUUAGACCAAAUUAAUAGUUUGGAUUUGGAAACAAAGGUCAAGAUGUUUGAUGCAAGUUCCAAAUUAAUAUAUCCAGGGAUGUUGCAAACUUAUCCAGUGGAUAUGGGCAUGUAUGACGAAUGCAUUGCUUUAGACUUCACGAAUAAAAGUACUAGAACUUUGGGAAAACAUUGUGUUUUAGUUGGCACUACUUUGUCAAUACCAACAAGUGCUGUUGAUUUGUUUAAGCAUUCAAAUAAUGUUGUUGCAAAAGCUGCAAAUAUAAAUGCUACCCAAAAAUUUUUUAAAAUUUCUGCUGGCUAUUGUGUCCCCGAUCAAUGUUCAAAAAAGGAUCUUGACAUUUUAUUCAAACAAUAUGAACUCGGGGGUGUGGUAACUUUUAAUUUUUCCAAUGCAGUUUGUACCACUAAGGAAACUGGGAAGGAACUGGACGCUUGGGAUUUUGGAUUCAUAACUCUAUUGGCCAUCAUUGGAUGUCUUAUUAUUAUUAAUACUACAUAUGAUAUAUAUCAGGAUUGGUUUUCAUUGCCGAAACAGAAUGUUUUGAUUGCAUUCUCUCUGUACACAAAUGCACAAAAACUGGUACAUAUAGGAAAAUCAUCAAAAGAACAGAUCCAAGUUUUUCAUGGGCUAAAGUUUAUCAGUAUGAUGUGGAUUAUUGCUGGUCAUGGUUUUGUGGCAUUUCGCUCGCUUCCUGUAAUUAAUCCAAAGGAUGUUUUGGCCUGGAACUCCAAUAUUUAUAGUCAAUACAUAACAGCUGCCCAUUUAGCAGUCGAUACUUUUUUUUAUAUAUCUGGGUUUUUACUACCAUACAUAUAUAUAAAAAUGUUUAAAGGAAAGGAUUUUCUAUUUCAACUUAAGUCAGUGCCUAUGAGUUACGUUCAUAGAUACAUAAGGUUAACCCCUGCUUUAGCAAUGAUGUAUUUAUACACAAUUACUUUAAUGAGACGUAUUGGAGGAGGUCCCAUUUAUGACAAAAACGUUAAUGCAUUUGUAACUAGCUGUAGAAAAAAUGCUCUAUCAUUUUUUUUCUAUUACCAAAAUUAUUAUAACUAUGACGAUCUUUGCAUGACCCAAACUUGGUAUUUAUCGGCGGAUAUGCAGAUGUUUUGGUUGUCCCCCAUUAUCUUAUUACCAACUGCAUAUUUUGUAACGAAAAAAUACAAAGCAGUUAUGUUAUCAUUGAUAAGUUUUAGUAUUUUUACUGUUAUUUUACCAAUGAUUAUUAAGUUUAUUUAUCAAGAUUAUAAAAAUGAUUAUGAUACUCAUUCAAGGUUGUGUAAUUAUAUUAUUGGUUUUACCUUUGGUGUUUUUAUGAGGGAAAAUAUUGACAAGCCCUUCAUUUUUAAGAAAAAUAAAUAUCUGAAAAACUUUUUACUAUGGUGCAUCGCUCUAGGUUCUAUGUACGUUCUAGUUUACUUAAACGGUUGGAUAUACAUCGGUAAUGGUACAUACGCCGGUAAAACGGUAAUUGAAUCCCUGAUGAGGCCCAUAUGGUGUUUGGGCCUCACGUGGAUCGUAUACUCAUGUUUCCAUGGAUAUGGAGGUGUGGUUAACUGGAUUUUGACCAGACCGAUUCUGCAAUUUGGAAGUAGAUUGAGUUACUGCAUGUACCUUAUGCAUGGUAGUGUUAUAGCACAUAAUGUUAUGAUGUUCAGGCAGAAGGAGAUUUUUAGUGACUGGAGAGAGUUCUAUUUAUGGUGUGGUUACUUAAUUGUAACUCUAAUGGUAGCAUUGGUUUGGAGUUUGGCGUUUGAGUCCCCAAUUAUAAUUCUUGAAAAAGUUAUAUUCGGUGCAAGUGGAAAGAAAAAAGAACACCCCACACCCCCUGCGAAAAAAACUAUUCAAGCCUAAUAAAACAAAAACUAAAAAAUGUAUAUAUAUGUAUUUUAAUAAAUAACUUAUUUUAAUUGGUUUAUCACUACAUCAAGAAAAAUCGUGUCGUCCUUGGUAUACUUUUCCUGAAACAAAACAGCGUGCGUGAUGAAAACAAAUGAAGACGACGAUUCCUGUGGUUCGUCUGCUUCAUCCCCUGGUCCUUCGAGCCUGGUUAAAAUUUGUUUUACCACGUUUUUGGGCUAAAAUAUUUUUUGUAUUAUUGUAUUAAAAACUAAUGCUUCUUACAGUAUCUAGGUUUUCCUGGUCCCUUAAAAUUAUAUUACCCUCAAUUUGACAUGGCCAUUUCAGUAAAGAAUCAUAAUCUCCUUUGAGAACUUCCAGGGAUAUCAAAGUGUUCCGGUCCCGCCAUUUUUUUAAACCGUUCAGGUAAAGUACCAACUAAAAAUAUUUUAUUAGGAACUUUAUCAUGAAAUUUAUAUUAUAAUUUAACUCUUAUUUUGUAUCCAUAUUCGUGUGAAUAAAAUAUGGGGCUCUUAUAGUAAUAGUUUGUUUCUUUGCUGGUCUGCAACUUUGACUUGACAUUGGAAACUUUCCAUAAUAACCUUCCUACAGUAAAUUCCUUAUCUUGCGUUGAACUUAGAUUCUCCACGUCUCCUUUUAACACUUCAAUCUCUUUUCUCAGCAAAGAAUUUUCACGUUCCAUAAUUUCAAUUUUUUCCUCGGUCCCUGAAGCGAUUUGACUUGUUGCUCUCAAGUCAAAAAGUACAUUCGUCAGUUUUGAGCGUACUUCAUCUACUGAACUUUUUAGACUGUCUAUAUUUUCUUUUACUUCCAAAUUGUCAUCUUUAUGUAGAUUAAUAAUUGUCAUUAUGUUUGCGAUUUGUUCUUCGAACUUUUUGGUGAGAUUAUCCGUUAAAUUCCUUGUGUAAUUUUGGUCUCUAACUAUGUUAUCUCUCAGUAUGUUCAUAUUCAUUUGAAGCACAUCCAAGAAUUUCAAUUUUUCUUGUACGUUAUACAAAGUGGCGUCUGAAUUGCUUUUGGAGCUUUGAUAAAAAGCAAAACUGUCUUGUAAUUUAUUCAGCAACAUUUCUGUGUCUGCCUUCCACUGUGAAAACCCUCUGUUUUGAUGUUUAACUUGACUUAACUCAGCACCGAACUGCUUAAAGGCAUUUACAAGCUUGUCAAAACUUUUCAUAGGGGGUAACUCAACGGAGUUGUAAGAAUUAUGCCGUUCUCGACUUUCAUGAACUUCAGCAUUGGUUAUCACGAUGUUCCUACCAUAAUUUCUAUCUAAAAAUCCAGGAAAACAUUAUAAUUACAUAACUCUACUGUUUUACUUGCCUAGAGUGGUUGGUAAGCUCAUAGGUCCUAGUAGGUCUAGAUUGGCAUUGCUUCUAGAUUUUGGCAUGGAUUUUUGUGAUUGGUUUAUACAACCGCUUUUAUGUCUUGGCAUAUCGCAUCUGGCUACAUAUGAACCACAUUUGUAUGGACAAGGCUGAAGGAUUUUUGAGCAAACUGUUGUGUG
Molecule: messenger RNA, 3508 nt
Organism: Brassicogethes aeneus
Lineage: Eukaryota; Metazoa; Arthropoda; Insecta; Coleoptera; Nitidulidae
Source: the annotation of a GenBank genome assembly